AUGAAUUCCGCCCCAGGUCAACAGAAUGCCCAGGGCCAGCCUCAAGGCCAAGCUCAAGGCCAACCACAGCCCGGGACGGCAGCUCCCCAGCCUCAGGCAGUCGUCUAUCAACCGUCGCAAAUUCGCCAGCUCCCACACCUGAGUGAGGAAGAGAAGACCAAAUAUGUCGCCGGGCUUGAAACUCUCUGGGCCAAGGUUAAAAACUCUCCCCAGGGAAGUCCCGAAUAUAAACAAGCGACAGAGAAGAUCUUCAAUUUCUCCAAGAUGUUGACGGGCAAGAUUCAGCAACGUCGACAGCAGAUUGGGCAUCAGCAAAGGCUACAGCAACAGCAACAAUUACAAGGUCAACAAGCCCAACAGGGCCAGCAGCAACCCGCGCAGGGGCAGGCCCAGGGUCAAGCUCAGCCAAUACAGCAGCAGCAAGGACAACCGCAACAGCGCCCAGCAGUGCCGCAACAAGCUCUGCAAACUCAACCACAAACACAAGGUGUACAGGGCCAGGCAAACCUGGCACAAGCGCAGACAGCUGGACAGGUCGGCCAACCUCAAACCCCGGCGCAGAAUGCCACGGUACAAAAGCCAGGUGCCUUCCCCAACGCGGGGAUCCAGAACCAAGCAGCUCCCGGCACCCCGACUGUUGCGCAAGCGCAAAAUCCGCAACCUCAAGGUCAGGCUCAGGCUCAAGCUCCCACCCCCAAGUUGCCGGAGAAUAUCGCCGCCCAUCUCAGGCAGGUCAGCUUCAGACCUCCUGCCAAUCUCCUUGGCAAGGGCUCCACAGCCGAAGCUACGAGGUGGAUUCAAGAGCAGAAAACCAGAUACGGUCGUGCUCUUCUUACCAUGGAGAACACGAAGACGAGAGUUCGAGCUAUUGAGAGGCAGGUCGCCCAAAGACAGGCAUCUCAGAAUCCCUUCACUGAAGAUGAGAUUAAGAAACUCAAUGAGCAGAAGGCCAAUCAGCUCAAGGUGUACAAUGAAGCCACUAAGUGGGUGGAGCAGUUCAAGAAGGUACAUAUUGUGACUGACACGAGAGCCGGCACGCAAGCUCAGGCAGCACAGGGGGCACAAGGUCAGAAGCCGACUGACAUAAACACGGCCCAAAACGUGACACAGUCAGUAAAUGCGGCUGUUGAGGCUGCCAAGAACCAGCAGCAGCUGGCGGGUGUGGCCAACCGUCAAUCCCCAGCCAGCACACCAACUACAAAUGCGCAGGCACAACCGAACCGUCCGGCCCAAAACCCUCCUCAGGCAACACAACAACAAACUCAACAACAGCCACAACCACCACAACCACCGCAAGCUCACCCGCAACCCCAAGCCCAAGUCCAAGUGAAGACGGAGCCGGUUCAACCUCCCCCAGUCAACACAGUCAUGGCCGCUCAGCAGACACAAGCCCAGGGAGCUCAGCGCGUACAAACGCCCCAGUCAGCGACUCCGGUUCCUCCUCCUGGGCCAACACGAGCUUUGAGCCACUCUGCCGCCAUGAAUCUUGCCAACCAAAGAGCUGUCUCUGGCAAUAUCCCAACACAUGGUCAGCAACAACAGCAAGUCCAACAGGGCCAGCCGCCGCAGCAAGUUGGCACACCUACGUCCACAAACGGGGCCAUGAACCAGAACAUGGCUGCACAGCAGCAGCAGCAACAAACUGCGCCGCAGCAUCAGCAAGGUCACCCUCACGCACACCCGACAACCCAACAAGCCACGAUCCAGUCCAAGAUGCCCAUUCCCAAGCAGUUGCCGGAGAAGGCAACUGCCGUUCCACAUGGCGUUGCGAUUGGGGGAGGUGUUAAGGCAGGCCGUCCUACAAUGUCACAAGGCAGUGGUACUCUGGGGGGAGUUAUGAACCAACCAGCGAUGAACAGAGUCCCCGCAUACAAUAAUGAGGCUGAGGGUGAUCACGUUCUCAGCAAGAAGAAACUGGACGAACUCGUUCGUCAGGUGUGCGGAGGUUCAUCAGAAGGGCAGGAAGGCAACCUCCUAACACCAGAUGUUGAAGAAAAUGUUUUGAACAUGGCCGAUUCGUUUGUAGAUAAUGUUCUACACGCUGCUUGCCGAAAUGCCAAGGAGCGUGGUUCCAAAGUCCUGGAAAUCCGCGACAUUCAGCUUGUUCUCGAAAGAACCUACAAUAUCCGCGUUCCAGGCUACUCUUCAGACGAGUUGCGAACGGUUCGCAAAGUCCAACCUUCUCCUGGAUGGAUUGCCAAAAUGAGUGCGGUUCAGGCUGCCAAGGUUAUGCCCGGGAAGGGCGAAUAG
Messenger RNA from Clonostachys solani, 2250 nucleotides. The record is from the annotation of a GenBank genome assembly. Lineage: Eukaryota; Fungi; Ascomycota; Sordariomycetes; Hypocreales; Bionectriaceae.